CAGGUGGAGGCUUCUUCCUUGUUAGUCUGUUUCCGUGGCGACCAGGAGGUCACAUGAUGAGUGUACGGGGCGGGGCAGGGCUCAGGAAGCUCUUACAUGCUGCUGCGCGUUUCCCAUAUUCUUGGGCCCCUCCCUCCUCCUAUCUCUGCUUAUAAGGCUGCACUUCCUGCUAAAACACAAGACCGGAGGAGACAUGACUACGACGCCACUGCUGCUGCUAGUGCUACUGCUCACCAGUGCAGAUGCCGUGUUCAGAUUUGCGUCCUAUUAUGGAGAUCACAUGGUUCUGCAGCAGAAGCCGGCCCGGGCUGUUGUCUGGGGGUACGCUGAAAUGGGGGCUCUGGUGACGGUGACACUUAAGCGAGGAAUUGAUACCAUCUCAAAGACGCCAGUGAAUGUCUACGGUGAUGUUGGCGUCUGGAAGGUGGUGCUGGACCCCAUGGAUUACGGGGGGCCUUAUUACUUGAUCGCCCAACAAACCUUCAAGAAUAAUAUAACAACUAUCGUCCUGGAGGACGUCCUGUUUGGUGACGUCUGGGUUUGCGGGGGACAGAGUAAUAUGGAGAUGACCGUAUCCCAGAUUUUCAAUGCCAGUCAGGAGAUGGCACUGGCGGCACAGUACCCAUAUGUCCGGCUGUUCACUGCCUCCCUGGAGACGUCGGAUACAGAGCUGCUGGAUCUCACCAAGGUGGAUCUGGAGUGGUCGCUCCCGACACCCGAAAACCUUGGACACGGUGACUUCCAGUAUUUUUCCGCAGUCUGCUGGAUCUUUGGCCGACAUUUGGCACAAAAGUUGAAGUAUCCAAUAGGACUGGUGGAAUCUGUGUGGGGAGGGACGCCGGUGGAAGCUUGGUCAUCAAAAACAGCGCUGUCCAAAUGUGGGCUCUCCCUGACCCCCACAGAGAACAAGAGAUGUUACAAUUUUAUGGAGAGAUACGCCGGCCCAUGUGAUUACUCUGUGCUAUGGAACGCCAUGAUCCACCCCCUGCUGAACAUGACCAUCAAGGGAGCCAUAUGGUAUCAAGGAGAGCAAAACACUGUCACAAACCCCAGUCUCUAUAAUUGCACCUUCCCGGCUCUUAUCCAGGACUGGAGACGUUCCUUCCAUGAAGGCUCCUUGGGGCAGACAGACCCCAACUUCCCCUUUGGAUUUGUCCAGCUCAGCACCUACAUAAAGACCCAACCAAAGGACAACUACCCACUCAUCAGAUGGCAUCAAACCGCUGACUACGGCUACACCCCGAACCCCAAGAUGCCCAAUACAUUCAUGGCUGUGGCCAUGGACCUUGGAGAUGAGAGUUCUCCAUAUGGAAGUGUUCACCCACGCGAUAAGCAGACAGUGGCAUACAGACUGUAUUUGGGGGCACAAGCUAUCGCAUAUGGUGAUCACCGCAUCCCUUUCCAGGGUCCAUUUCCAGAAACCGUUGACAUCUAUUACAACUACUCCUACAUGAACAUAACCUACAACCAGGAGCUGCUCAUCACCCGCACCUGUGAUGACAUAUUUGAGGUAUUAUGCAGCUCUGGCAUUGACCUAUAUGGAGAAUCGCUAUACAGCUGGGUCCCGGCUCCAGCGCAGUCGCCAUCUUCUAAAGUUGUCACAGUCGCAUUCAAAGGAUGCAGCCACAUCUUGGCGGUGCGGUACGCCUGGUCCGACUGGCCCUGUGAUUACAAACAGUGUCCGAUAUACAGCGUCCGCGGGAGGCUGCCGGCGCCAAUCUUCGUCAAGUACUUCGAAUAAGACUUUUUUUUUUCCCUUACAUUUUUGGGUUUUAUUGAAUGACUGACCGAAUAUUUUGAUUCUUGAUUGUAUCAUUUGGGGGAAUAAUGAAAAUCUCAGGGAUCUGCUGGGGGCGGAAACUAUGACAAAUCUACAAAACACCUUUCUAAUAAUUCUAUGAGAAGGAUUUAUGUGGAGACUCUGUGGCCGCGGGUUGUGAUUGUUGUUUUUUAUGGUGACCCAAGUCAUGCCAAAGAAUUGUGCAGGUUCAGGAAUAGCCAACAAUUGCCCAUGAUUUAUUAUGUCGCCUCAGCUUUACGAUUUGCACUUUGAACUUGGUUAAAUAAAUAAAGGUCUGUGCUAUGGCGGGAGGGUCAUGUGAUCAUCUCCCGUGUAUCA
Hyla sarda is the source of this 2119-nucleotide messenger RNA. RefSeq names its product sialic acid acetylesterase (gene SIAE). Gene Ontology annotation, biological process: carbohydrate metabolic process. The transcript has 11 exons. The record is from RefSeq and is a predicted model, not a curated record. Bases 194 to 1741 code for a protein of 515 amino acids. Lineage: Eukaryota; Metazoa; Chordata; Amphibia; Anura; Hylidae. Gene Ontology annotation, molecular function: sialate O-acetylesterase activity.